AGAGAGUGUAUUAUUUACGUAUAUAUAACUACAUUUGUUAUAUGGGUGGGUGAAGUUGUUAUAACUGUAAGGCCAAGGAGUUGAAGAGGAAAGUAUUCAAUCGGCUGACUGGUAUCUUAUGUUUGGCAAUGAAUGAAAUGGAUGGACCUAUGCGACCACCUAGAGGGACAAAGCCACCUAGAGAGAGUAGUGGUCUUCUGAUGUCAGUCAUACGAGCCCUUUCUGCAAGUCAAAAUAAUGCUGAUAGAGACCGGGAGAAAGCAAAAUUGGAGAAAGAAUUCAAACGUAGUGAUCAAAGACUUGAUGAUUUAGUUGCAGGUAUGUUGAAAAUGCUAGUUAAACAAGAACUGAAUAAUUUAGUUGCAGUGUCGAGAGAACAGAUUCAGAACAUUAAAGACAAGCUGAAAAACUGUAAGAUGUUACUUCACUGUAAAAGAGACGAACUGAAGAAGUUAUGGCUGGAAGCUGUUGAACAGAAACAAGUAUUGUCGUUACUGCAAGAAAUUGAGAGACUUCUCGAAGUCCCCUACACCGUGGAGAGAUACCUUGCCAAGAAACAUUAUCUUCAUGCUACCCAGCUUCUGGUUUCUUCAGUUUCCUUGUUAGAAGGAAGUCUGGAAGGAGUAGAUGCCUUAAAGGAAGUUAAGUCGGAGCUACUAUCGAAAAAGGAGCAAAUGCAUGAAAUUUUAUUGGAAGACCUGCACAAGCAUCUUUAUCAAAGGUCAACAACCGAAGUUCUUCGAAGAUUUAAAAGACAAGGUUCUGAAAGAAGAAGUCACGCUGAUGGUAUUGCAGGUACUCCCAGCAAGAGAACAGGUCCAUUUACUGACUCGGUUUCUCCUGGAACCCUGACUUUAGAGGGGCCUGUGAUGGAAGAUGUCAUGGCUGUUGAUCCGGAGGGGAAUAGUCCACAUUUCAUUGCCAUCUUAGUUGAGUGUUUGUCUCUGUUGAAUAAAGUACCCGAGGCUGUUGAGGAUAUCAAGUCUAGAAGUCAAAAGGAACUAAUGGCCAUUGUCCGACGAACUGCCCAGCACGUACUGGACACUGCUCAGAACUUUACACAAGCUCCUUCCACACUUGUGAGUUCCAUAUCGGGAACUAUUCCCAUUGCUUCUGACGAUCAAGUUUUUACACAACCACAGCUUCUUAUGGAAAUGCUGGAGGUGCUUUUCGAGCAAUUCCGCUGCGUGACCCGGGCUCACAAGAUUGUGCUGGAUCACUUACGAAGAAUUGGUAAUGCAGAAAAUAGUCCUGGAGAAGUCGUCUUGUAUGAAUUGGCAGAUAUCUGGUCAAAAAUCCAGGCUGUGCUGGAAAUAUUAGUUGGAGAAUACUUAGAUAUCCAUAACACAACUUCAACUCCGCAAAACCCUCCUCCAGCCUUUACGGAAGCUACUGCUACUAGUGGCAUGGCGUCUUACUUUGCUAAACGUCGUAACAUCAAACCAAAAAAGUUUGCAUUGUUCCGGUUCGACCGCUCCUCACAUGCUAUUAGCAUGAACACAUAUUUACAAGAACAAAACGAAGCGAUCAAGGAGAAGAAUGAUCCAUGUCGUGCUCUGGACUCUGGACAACAAAUUCUCGUUUGCCAGCCAACAACAAAGAAUAUUACAGUUAUAUUCAAGCCACUGUCUAAAUUCAUUGUUGAAAUAGAAAAUGCUUUGGAGCUGAAGUCUGGAAAUCACUGUCCUUUGCAUUCCUUCCUAUCAGACUGUGUGAAAGUUUUCCUGGGUCAGGUAAACGUGGAGGUUGAAACAAUGAUUGAUACAGCAAUAAAAACUUUGGAUUCAUGGAAAGUAACAUUGGACCCAGCUGUUCUUAAGCAGGUUGGUGUUAACAGACCAUUACUACAGAGCACGGUCAGUUUGAACAGUAGUGUUCAAGAACUACAGAACUUGAUGUUUGCCCUCCCAAUGUAUGCUGAUUACUUCUUAAACCUGAUAUGUAGCAUGCUACAGAACUAUAAAGAAACUUGCCAAGCUGCUUACAGAGGGAUUGUUCAACCAGAAUCUGAAGACAAAAGAAUUAUCAGUGCAACCUGGGCUAAAGAUGAAGACAUUAGCCGAUUCCUGAGGUCUCUACCCAACUGGAUGAACCUUCAACAUCUGAAAGAAAAUAAAGAAGGUCCAGAUGUGGAAGAACUGCCAGAAGAAGUUCGGCUCAGAAACAAGAAGGAGUCAGAAAUCUUGACAGGAAACUUGGCAGGAGACACGCUGAUCCCCCAACAUGAAAUCUUGUCUGAUACCAGCCAGUUACGAAUUUUAGCUCAACUUCAAGAGAGUUUGGUGAGAGGAGCCGAGUUGAUAAAUGAUCUCUAUGAACUACUGCGACUGUUAAUGUGGCUCUAUUUCCAGGAACUUCCUCUACUGUCAGAGAACAGCGUAAUCACGCUGAAGCACUUAGCUAAAGAGUUUGAAGAAUUAUCCAGUACCUGUCUGUUAGUUUUGCACCUUGAAGUCAGAGUUCAUUGUUUUUAUUAUCUUCUACCGGUUGCAAUACAGGGAUCAUUUGCAUUGGGUGUUGACAGCCAAGAACCUGACCCCGAAGUAUUGAAGCUUAACAAAGACUUGUCAAAUAUUGACGAGGCUAUGACUGCUAGUCUUCAAACCAGAAAACUGAAGUAUAUCUUUGAAGGACUUGGCCACCUGGUGUCAGCAGUCUUAAUUAAUAGUGCCUCUACUAUCAAAAGAAUAAAUGAAAAUGGUGUUAAAAGGAUGUGUCGAAAUAUUUUCGCCAUUCAGCAGAACCUGACGACGAUCACAAUGAGUCGCGAAGUCGCCCUGGAUCAUGCUAGGCAGUACUUUGAGCUGUUUUAUCAUACACCGGAGGAAGUAUUGAACACAAUAAUGGAGAGAGGCCCUCAGUUUCAGGAGAUUGAGUAUGUGAACGUUCUUCAACUCAUCCACCGUAGCCAACCAGGGAGCGAUCCCACCAUUUUGGACUCGCAACUCUCGAGAUUACAGGAAAUUCUCAAUGAGGUUGCUGUAGCUGUAUAGAUUUGACCACUACAUCCAGUGAGCUUUGAACACAUUUAUCAUAGAUAUCGAAGGGGAACCCACAACUGGAACUCCUUCUCUGGAGUCGGUUUUGUGCAAGCUAUGUCACAUCGAGUAGAAAUGUACUGGUUCACCCUCAGAAAAAAAAAAGUGUAUUUAAGACUAAUAAAAAAAGUUUACCUAAAA
Limulus polyphemus (Atlantic horseshoe crab) is the source of this 3179-nucleotide messenger RNA. RefSeq names its product exocyst complex component 4-like (gene Sec8). Gene Ontology annotation, biological process: chemical synaptic transmission; Golgi to plasma membrane transport; exocytosis. The coding region runs from base 129 to 2993 and encodes 954 amino acids. The record is from RefSeq and is a predicted model, not a curated record. NCBI's taxonomy places the organism in Eukaryota, Metazoa, Arthropoda, Merostomata, Xiphosura, Limulidae. The transcript has 27 exons. Gene Ontology annotation, cellular component: growth cone membrane; exocyst; synapse.